Molecule: messenger RNA, 1704 nt
Organism: Aethina tumida (small hive beetle)
Lineage: Eukaryota; Metazoa; Arthropoda; Insecta; Coleoptera; Nitidulidae
Product: cytochrome P450 4C1-like
Exons: 9
Coding region: 56-1555 (499 amino acids)
Molecular function (GO): heme binding; monooxygenase activity; oxidoreductase activity, acting on paired donors, with incorporation or reduction of molecular oxygen
Source: RefSeq, a predicted model, not a curated record
GCGUCAUAAAUACUGUCAAUUGUUUUUAAAACUUUCACGGUACGAUUUGUUUUAAAUGAUUCAAAUAUACAUUUUGAUUGUGUUGGUGAUUGUUCUUGUGGUGAUUUAUUGUGUGACGCAGAGAAAAUUUAUCAAAUUAUCAUGGCAAUUACCUGGUCCGCCUUUGGUACCCUUUUUCGGCAACGCUCUGCAUUUUAUUUGUAAAGAUGAAGAUAUAUUCGAAAAAUGCGUAGAACUCAUCUCCCAAUAUCCCAGUCCUAUGAGAGGAUGGUUUGGACCAAAAAUGGUUGUGAUUUUUUCCAAAAUAGAACAUAUUAAUAAAAUUAUGUCCUCCAUGAAAUUCACCCAAAAAGACAACGUAUACAGAUUCAUACAACAAUUUGAUGGGGAAUCUCUAAUUAGUGGAUCUGGAAUAAAAUGGAAGAACGAUCGACGACUAAUGACUCAUAUGUUUCUCAAACGGAACAUAGAACAGUAUUUUCCUCAAAUUCUAAACCAUGUAAAAAUCAUGUUGGAAAAACUCGAACCGGAAUCUUUAAAUGGAUCAACUUUCAACAUUGAACACUACGUUCAUCGAUGUGCUACUGAUUUUGUAGAUGAAACUAUUAUUGGAAUCAAAACCGAUGCACAAAAUGGCGAGAUGGAUGAAUUUAUAAAACAAGAAAGCAGAAUGUAUGUGAUAGUUCAUGCUCGGAUUCUGAAAGUGUGGUUGCAGUACGAUUGGAUGUUCAGACUGUCGCAUUAUUGGAAAGAACAUGAAGAAGGGAAAAAGAUAAUUCACGGAUUCAUGAGAAAAGCUUUAUAUUCUGCUCGAGAACGUCGCAAAACUGGUCAAAAUGUAGAAGGUCCUCCUAGUUUUUUGGACUUGAUGUUGGAUAUACUUAAGGAACACCCGAAUUGGGCAACUGACGAAGAGAUUGACCAUCAUCUCACAACCAUGUAUUCCGCUAGUGAAGACACAGUAACGACGAUUUGUUGUUUCACAUUCGUUUUGUUGGGCAUGUAUCCAAACAUACAGAAUAGACUUGUGGAAGAAAUUAAAAACGUGGUGGGAAAAAAGUACGUGGAACUAGACGAUUUGCCCAAACUGAAUUACUUGGACAUGUGUGUUAAGGAUGUUCUCAGAUUGUUUCCGAUUGCUCCGUUCAUAAUGAGAAUACCCAGUGAAGAUGUCAAAAUUGGAAAUUACUUAAUUCCCAAGGGUUGUUCGACAGUGGUUUCGAUACAAUCAUUACAUCGUGACCCCGAUCUUUGGGAGAAACCAAACGAUUUUUACCCGGAACACUUCUUACCCGACGCCGUUUCUAAACGGCCCGUUUAUAGUUACAUGCCUUUCAGCGCCGGACCAAGAGGAUGUUUAGGUCGACCAUAUGCGGACAUGGCUAUGAAAAUUAUUAUCGUAUCUACUUUACAAAGAUACGAGUUUGAAUCGGAUGGUUGUCUGCAGGAGAAAAGAUUAAGAACCGACAUCAGUGUUCGAUUUUGGGAUGAUCAGUAUCCAGUUCGAAUAAAAAAGAGGGUUCAAAAUGUCCAUACAAUGUCAGAAAAUAAUUAAAGAACAUUUCACAAUGUUACUUAAGUGCGUAUCUUACUUAAGUAUCGAAGACAUCAAAUUGCUUAAAACUAAAUUUUGUUCAUUUAUAUUUUAACUUUUCAUCAGUGCCUAUUAAUAUUGCUACUUUUAUUUAGAUAUUUUAUAGAUAU